This is a messenger RNA of Anneissia japonica, 3302 nucleotides long. RefSeq names its product glutamate receptor 1-like. Bases 223 to 2868 code for a protein of 881 amino acids. The transcript is spliced from 10 exons. NCBI's taxonomy places the organism in Eukaryota, Metazoa, Echinodermata, Crinoidea, Comatulida, Comatulidae. Gene Ontology annotation, cellular component: dendritic spine; AMPA glutamate receptor complex; postsynaptic membrane. The record is from RefSeq and is a predicted model, not a curated record. Gene Ontology annotation, biological process: modulation of chemical synaptic transmission; monoatomic ion transport; synaptic transmission, glutamatergic. Gene Ontology annotation, molecular function: AMPA glutamate receptor activity; transmitter-gated monoatomic ion channel activity involved in regulation of postsynaptic membrane potential.
ACUCUCCGCUUGGCUCUGCUUUUCUGAUUGUAUGGUGCCAGCCUAUCUGAAGCUACUGCGAUAGAAAAGCCGAGUAAUACGUCGCAUUUUGGCGUUUGGAAAAACUGGAAAAUAAAAAAUAUAUAUUUUAUUGUAGAUCGAUUCUACACGUUUUGUUAUAUAGUAUAAGGCAGAACAGAUAAGAAGAAACUGUGCUAGAAGGGAGAGGAAGGGUGAAAAAUAAUGGCAGAGCGGUGGAUUUCAGCUGUUGUGUUAGUGGCGUUAUAUGUUGGACAAUGCUUCGCCAAUCAAGUAAGCAUAGGGGCUAUGUUUGGCGAGGAAACAGGCGAUGGAGACCGUUACAAGAACAUUAUACGAGAUGCUAUUCAAUCUAUUAACCAGAACUCCAGUUAUUUAACCGAUACGCAUCUUGCUACCAUUAGUGAACUUAAACUUACUACGGAAUAUACAUAUUCUGCUAUCCAAGACAUUUGUAAUACCAUGGUACGUGAACGGCGUCUAUCGGCCAUGAUCGUACCAGAGGAUAUCUGUAAAACUUGUCGUGAUGUUGCCGGUGUUGCAAGCCACGCCUCGAUGCCCAUAUUUGGUCUUGAUCAGGGCUCGUUAAACUCUGGUUCCCUAGCUUUUAAGAUGUACCCUGCUCCAGAGGAUAUGGGUGUGUUUCUGAUCGAGAUACUGGACUACUUCAAAUGGCGGGACUUCAUCGUGAUGUAUGAUUAUGAAGAAAUUUUCCGAAAUUUGGAGCCAGUUGUCAGUGCCGGCAAUAGGUACGACUGGAAUGUGACGUCACGUCAGCUUACAGAAGACAACUUUCCAGUGCUUGCUGAGCAGUUGAAGGAAGGACGGGUGAAGAACAUCCUCCUAUACACGCAGGACGAGACAACCACCUAUAAAAUUCUAAGAGAGGCUAUGGAACUUGGUGUUCUGAGUAGCGGUUACCAUUGGGUCCUCGCUAACGUCGGCGUCUUCAUCGAUCGAACAUUUUUGGAAGAGAUCAGUUUAAGUCAGGUUUACCUAACGAGAUUCGCUUUGAACUACACCCAAGAGCUGAACUAUGCAGUACCAACGACAAUCAACGUUCCACUUCGCGAUUGGCCAUUCAGAGAGAAGUUAGCGUUCGAUGCCGUCAUCGCCAUUGGUCACGGCAUCCGCCGUUACAGGGAAAGAGUUCAUCUACAGGAUCCUUCAAUACUCGAAAGAGAUAUUCUCCCCGGAGACAGUAUCAUGGAGGAAUGCCCCUCGGAUAAAACUCCUCCAGUACCAAGCCCACUGUACCAGGAUAUGCAGUACUUCAACUUCGAAGGUCUGUCAGGAAAUGUUGCAUUCGGUGAAAACGGCAAUCGAGUCAACUACUCUAUUAUGAUCAUCAGUGGCCAAGGGGAGACCAUUGAACAAGUGAGAGGCGAAUGGGCACAGAACAUAGAAUUCUGGGAAGAAAGAUGGAGAAGCCAGUGGAGAAGUAACUCAAGAAUGAGUGUAGAUGCUUACAGACAGGCCUCAGAGAGAAUCCUCAAGAUCGUAUCCAUAGAGGAACCACCAUUCCUACGUCUUACCCAAUAUGACAUCAAUGAUGACGACAGGCCAGAUAUCGUCGAUACUCCCAAUCAGAAUCAAAAUGCUUACGGAAACGAUCGUUUCGAGGGCUAUAUUAUGGACUUGCUCGCAGAAAUCAAAAAGGUUAUUCCUGCGGAUAAAUUCGACUAUGAAGUUGAUUUGGUAUCGGACAACAAGUACGGUUCAAGAAAUCUAUUCAGCAAUGAAUGGACUGGAAUGAUCGGAGAAAUAAUCCGAGGGAGAGCGGAUAUUGCAGCAGGACCAUUGACUAUUACAGAGGAUCGUGACAGCUUUGUAGAUUUCUCCAUUCCAUUUAUGCGUAGCGGUAUACAAAUCCUCAUCAAACACCCGAGUUACGUACACGAAUAUCCGUUUAGCAUGAUGUAUCCGUUUGGCGUUGAAGUCUGGUUCAUCAACGCAAUGGCAAUGUUCCUUUUUAGCCUCUUUAUGUUCCUCAUCAAUCGAAAAAAUCCUGCAGAGUGGAGAGCUCUUGCCGAGAACGGAGAUGUCUACGAAGAAAACGCUGACAAUUUCAGCUUCCGUAACUCCACCUGGUUUUCUGUGAGUUCAAUGUUUCUUCAAAGCUAUGACGCGUCUCCGAGAUCUCAAGCAGGUCGGGUUCUCACUGGGUUUUGGUGGAUGUUUUGUUUGAUCAUGAUCUUCUUGUACGGAUUGAAUGUCAGUCCAUAUAUGACGGCAGCAAAGAAGGCGGCUUUCAUCAGGACAGCCAAAGAUCUUCUAGAGCAGAUUGAAGUCAAUUAUGGUUGUGUUAAGGAAGGUUCCACCUAUGACUUCUUCAAGAACUCCACCGAUCCAGAUUAUCAGCGUAUCUGGGGGUACAUUUCAACAGCAUAUCCGGAUCCCUUGGUUGAUUUCGUCAGUGACGGUGUCCGUCGCGUGAGAGAGAGUAACGGUGAAUACGCAUUGCUUGCCGAGUCUGCAAUCUUGAAGUACGAGGCUUAUCGUAAACCAUGCGAUCUUCUUAUUACCGACGGAUUUAUCACCAGAAGUAUGUAUGGUUUCGCAGUCCAGGCCGGGUCACCGCUUCGUGAUCAGUUGUCGUAUGCUAUCGAAAAGCUCUUCGAAGAUGGAACAAUGGACAAACUGGAGGAUAGAUGGUUUGGUUACACGUCAGACUGUGAAAAGGAGACGCUAUGGGAGAGACAAGGCCUAUAUUCACUGACAGCCGUAGAUCUACAGGGAGUCUACUAUCUGAUGUUGAUUGGUAUUGGGUGUGCUCUCUUUGUGUAUUUCAUUGAGCUGUUAGCAUUUAUGCUGGUUCCACCAACAGAUAGGAGGGGGCAGGGCUACUAAAUACCAAAGUUUAUCACAGUCGCAUUCUCCCUCCGUUCGAAGUCUUCUGUUGUACUCUUUCUGUCUUUGGUUGUGGCUUGAGGAACUAUUCUUUUUCACUGGUGUCGAGGUUGUGUCAUUUAAAUGUUUCAGGUUUCAAGACAGAACUACCAUGACAACGACUAUUACCUGCCAGACGCAUCAAGGGGACAAACGUUUGCCUGAUUCAACGCAUGCGUAGUACAUUCCAGCUUUCCAAAGAUUUUAACUUUUGUAACUUUUAUUAAAUAUAAUAUGACGGGAAGUGCUAACGAUCUUAAAUGGUAUUGUAGGCCUAGUCUAUAGAUAGACUUAUGCUUAAAUUCAGUUGAUUGCGUAAUAUGUUUCACUAUGAAGUUAAUAACCAAUAUCUUAUGUAGCUCGCCUAUACUGCACUAUACACAUAAAACCAUACG